AUGAAGUUUCUGUCUAUAUUCAAGAUUGUCAGUUUGACUCAAUUGGUUUUGGGAGCAUCUGUGAAGCUGAAAAAAACCACUUAUGAUAACUACUUAACGCCUGUUAAGGUAGGAAGUUUGAUCAAAGGUGAUCUGCCAUUUAUAGCCAACGUCACAAACUCAAAUUCAAGUGAUCUUCAAGUAAUUCUUGGAAAUGACAAGUUCACCUUGGAAAUGGGUGCUCGGUAUGGAACCAAGUUAUUGUGGACUCAAAAUGAAGGAGAUGAGCCAGUCGAUUUGGUCGGCGAUGCAGUUGGUUUCUAUGCGUCUAACCAAGGUGCUUUGAAUAACAUGAACUACACAUCGGUGGCAGUGGUGUCCCAUGAUGAUACCAAGAUUGAUAUUGCCUUAUACGGUUACGAAGGUGAGAACCACUUGGUACUUUUCAAAGGAUUGGAUGGAUUCUACAACUACUAUGUUUCUCACAACUUGCCUGUUUUGGGUGAGUUCCGUACUCUUUUCAGACUUAACCCUGAUGUUUACCAAAAUGGUCACACCUCUAUUAAAGAUGAAGCUUUGCCACUGUUCCCAGAUGACUAUAAAGGAACUAAGGUCUUUGAUGAAACUUGGUUACUCAGCUCCGCCAAUGGCACCAAUAAAUAUCUCACCAAGUAUGACUGGUCAAGUCGUCUUCAUGAAGAGGAGGUAUAUGGGGUUUAUGGCUCUUACAAUAAUAGAACCUAUGGAUUCUGGCUCAUUUCUCCUGGUAGAGACUACUACUGUGGAGACCAGAUUAAACAGGAGUUACUCAUUCACAGAGAGUCUUCAACUGGUGAUGUUGUUUUGCUUAACAUGUUACACGGUACCCACUUUGAAGUGGAAUAUGAUGAAACUUUUGUAGACAACAAGGUUUGGGGUCCCUACUUAUGGUACUUCAAUGAUGGCUCUGUGAGUGAUGCUAAUAGGCGAUGGAAAAAAGAGCUGUUCAACUGGCCCUAUAAGUGGUUAAAUGACAAGGACUACCAAGCAAGAUCUUCUGUUUCGGGGAGAAUUGUGUUAGAAAACGGUUCUCCUGCUGGAAACGUCAACGUAUUCUUAGGUGCUACCAACAAUUAUACUAUGCUCCAGGGAGCUGCCUACCAGUACUAUGGAUACACCGAUGAGGAAGGUUACUUCAGUAUCGACAACGUUAGAAGUGGUGAAAAGUACUAUCUUCAAGCAUUCCCAUCUGAAUGGAGUGCUAAACUGACGGAUAUUGGACAAAUAUCCGGUAACUUCACUUACAAGAAACAAAUACUGCUUAAGAAAGACACAGACUUGGGAACCAUCAAAUGGAAGACUCCUACUGAUAAGCUCGUUUGGCAAAUUGGAACCUACGACAGAACCACUAAAGGAUUCAAAUACGGGGCCGUUAAAUAUCAAGACUUCCAAACCGAGCAAUGCCCUAGUGACUUUGACUUUUAUGUGGGAAACACUUCCGACUACGAAUGGUGUUAUGCAAAGAGUAAAGCUGGAACUUGGAACGUUCAUUUUGAUUUGGAUAAAAUUGAAUCUGAUGCUGCGUUAUAUGUUUCCAUUGCUGGUUUCACUGGUAACAAUUCCUUUGUUGGUGGAAACUCUACCCGGUUGGGAGUUGUUCUUAAUGGCUGUGUUUUGGAAGAUGAAUAUGAGACCAACUUGUAUAAUGAUAAGUCUACUUAUCGAUCUUCAUCUUUUGCUGGUAACUGGUUCUAUAGUAAGUUGAAGGUCAAAAAGAGCUGUCUUGUGAAAGGUGAAAAUCUUUUGGAAUUCACUACCUCCACCUACACCGCAAACUACGGUAUUAUGUGGGAUUCGAUUAAGUUGUUAUGGAAUUAA
Molecule: messenger RNA, 1836 nt
Organism: Yamadazyma tenuis ATCC 10573
Lineage: Eukaryota; Fungi; Ascomycota; Pichiomycetes; Serinales; Debaryomycetaceae
Product: polysaccharide lyase
Biological process (GO): carbohydrate metabolic process
Molecular function (GO): carbohydrate binding; catalytic activity
Source: RefSeq, a predicted model, not a curated record